Molecule: messenger RNA, 1600 nt
Organism: Chrysoperla carnea
Lineage: Eukaryota; Metazoa; Arthropoda; Insecta; Neuroptera; Chrysopidae
Exons: 5
Coding region: 1-1587 (528 amino acids)
Cellular component (GO): extracellular matrix
Source: RefSeq, a predicted model, not a curated record
AUGGAUUUUAAGAAUUGUAUGCUUAUCACGCUUGCGUUAUUUUCAAGCACAAAAGCAUUACCAUUAUAUGAAGCACAUCAAGAAAGUCCUGCCCAACAAUAUGUAUUAAAGCAACAACAACCAGUGUAUUAUACACAACAUAAGGAAAUUCAAGCUUCCCCUGUACAAAUUGAAAAACAACCAAUUGUCUAUGCACAUCAUAAAAUUGAGGAACCAGAACAUUAUGGUCCAGCCAAAUACGCUUUUGAAUAUAGUGUACAUGAUCCACAUACCGGUGAUAUUAAAUCACAAAAAGAGACACGUGAUGGUGAUUCUGUUAAAGGAUACUAUACAUUAGUUGAAGCUGACGGAAGACAUCGUACCGUACAAUAUACGGCCGAUAAACAUAAUGGAUUCAAUGCUGUUGUAACUUAUGAUGGAAAACAACAACAUCCUUCAGGAGGAAAUUUACAUCACCAUCAUCAACAACAUUAUUCAGGUGUAUCAGUUCAAAAAUAUAUUCAACCAGUUGCUCCAGUUGUACCAGUUCAAAAAUAUGAAGUACCAGUUGUACAAAAAUACGAAGUACCAAUUCAAAAAUACGCUGAAGUCCCAGUUCAACAUUAUGCCGCUGCACCAGUUCAAAAGUAUGAAGAAAGUCCAGUACAUUCGUACGCUAGUGCGCCCGUAGCUGUACAAAAAUAUGAAGCACCAAUCGUACAACAAAAAGUUGUAAUUAAUGGUCAAGACAAUCAAAAAGAUGGACUAGCACACAGUUAUAUUUAUGCAUCAUACCCAACAGAUUUAUCUGAAGUGCAUGGAGCUAAUCAUCAUACUACCAGCCAAGCGAUUAAAAAUAAUAUUAGUGAUUAUAAUUCAGUGAAACUGUUAAGUACUCAGAUUCAAAAUCAAAAUUUAUUUAUAAUGGCUUUUAAGAUAUUUUUUGCAUUUGCUCUUGUAGCCGUAGCAUCUGCUGUAGAACAUGCCGCCACAUCACACAGUAUCCACCAUUUUUCAGCACCACAGUAUGUGCAUGCUCCAGUCGAAUAUAAAGCAGCUCCUGUUUAUCAUACAGCACCUGUAGCUUUGAAAAAAGUUGUGAUCGAGCAUGAAGAAGAAUAUGGUCCAGCUCAUUAUGAAUUUGCCUAUGCCGUGCAUGACGAACAUACUGGUGACAUUAAAGAACAAAAAGAAACACGUAAAGAUGAUACUGUUGAAGGAUACUAUACCAUGAAAGAAGCUGAUGGUACUCGUCGUAUUGUCCAUUACACAGCUAACAAACAUGAUGGAUUCAAUGCUGUUGUAACACACGAAGGAAAACCAACUGAAGCACCACAAAUUAUUAAAGCUGUACCAACUUAUUAUAAAGCAGAACCUGUUUUAUAUAAAUCAGAACCAGUUGCCUACAAAGCUGCACCAAUUGUUUAUAAAUCUGAACCUGUAGCGUACAAAGCUGCACCAAUUGUUUACAAAUCUGAACCUGUUGCGUACAAAGCUGCACCUUCAUUAGCAUACACUUCAUCCUUAUCACAAAAGAGUGCUCAUAUUGAAGCAGCUCCAUUAUAUCAUGUAUCAUUCGCCGGACCACAUCAUGAAUAUCAUUAUUAAUUUACUAGUUACU